Molecule: messenger RNA, 2845 nt
Organism: Diachasmimorpha longicaudata
Lineage: Eukaryota; Metazoa; Arthropoda; Insecta; Hymenoptera; Braconidae
Product: nucleoredoxin-like
Exons: 7
Coding region: 1068-2681 (537 amino acids)
Biological process (GO): negative regulation of Wnt signaling pathway; negative regulation of protein ubiquitination
Cellular component (GO): nucleus
Molecular function (GO): thioredoxin-disulfide reductase (NADPH) activity
Source: RefSeq, a predicted model, not a curated record
GAGAGAACGUAAUUUUCUCUUCCCCUUUUUUAUCUGUCAUAAUUUCCCAAUAAAAAAUUUUAUCACGAAAACUUAACCAUUCCUCUCAAAUCCUGGAGAUUCUUCGAUAACUCAGCGCAGAGCUGAGCUUCUCUGUAAACGCUCGAAUGUUCCUGACGAUAAGAGGAAGAGUCUUCAUGAAUUUCGGGACAACCAGACGUUCUGGGAGCUGGGGGUUUAAUCCUCGUCAACUGAAAGGAAAGAUCUCUUCAUGAGACCGACGGUUCGUGUGCUCACUUUCACCAGUAGGAUUUUUCCUGAAUUUUCCCAGACUGGAACACUUCCGAAACGUCUCGUCCACCUGAACCGAAUGAAACUGCAUCAAAAUGAAUCCCGAAUGCCCCAAACCGAUUACCAAAGCCUCACCCGAAAUUUCACUUGUCAACGAGGGACACAACAUUUCUUCAUCGACUCCACACUGAAUUCCUGCACGUUCACAUCGAAUUCCUUGAAUUCCUCCAGCCAAGCUCGUUUGCUCUCCAAUGGGGCUGCCCACAAGACAAGACGACAUUUUGCCAGCUCCCAUCUCAAUCUCGUUGGAAUUAAUAUCGUUUCAUCUCGUAAACAAUAAGCACAGGAUCGUCUUGUAUCGAGCCGAAUGAAAAAUUAAAAUUCCAUUCCCCUCUGCAUCUCGUCCUGCUGAGAUGAGCAGGAACAAGCCUAUCGUCCACCUGCUGAUGAUCGAACCGAGAACACUGAUGGAUUGAACUAUUUUCUGUUUUUCAAUGCAAAUCCAUAAUAUUCCAAAUAACUGGUAAACAAAGGAAAAAUUUAAUCUCGACGGGACCUUCGCCUCGAUGAGGGUCUCGUGCUGAUCUCGUCUCUAACCUCAAUUGUAUUCGUGUCUGGAAUGUUGAAGACGAGACCCAGAUCAAUCUGAAUCUCGUCUGCAGCCCUUCUGCUUCUCUUCGAGCCGGGUAAGACAUCUGGCCAGGUUUCCCAUAUUUUUAAAUGCGAAAACAGCAAUAUCCCUCUCCCCCAACAAACACAUCGGUUGCAAUAAAGAGAAGUGGGGGAGUCUCCCCCGCAUGAGCAGACGCCGACUAGUCUCGUGGCUUGCCUCCCGGCGUCUGGCUAGUGGAGCGCAGAGCGUCAAACCGUCAACAUUAUUUUUUACUGAAUACAUUGACAACGAAUUACUGGGCACAAUGGCUUGUACCGAGAACAUCGUGCCGUCUGGUGCAAUACCAAAAAAAUCGUGCACCAAUCUGUCCCUGUCAUCCACCAGCGACAACACUCGUCAUCAACCCUGGCAGCAGAGGCUCUUCGGUAAACAAUUGCUUCACUGCAGUGAUAGUGGAAAACUUGUUGAUGUUAACAGUGCACUUGUCGGCGAGAAAGUCCCAGUGUGCGACAUCAUCGGUGUUUACUUCAGCUUUAUCAAUCCUGGCGCCACGUGUGAUGAUUUCACGAGACAAUUGAUCGACUUGUAUCAGAAUAUCAAUGCUGGUGUUGUUGUGAAUGGAGAUCAUGGGGAGGGGGUUAAGAAGAGGAAAUUUGAGGUAGUGCAUGUGGUGCUCUGGAGUAAUGUUGCUGAUGUACUGGAUUUUGAGGAGAGCUUUCGCAAUCAUGUGGCGGAUUUGCCGUGGCUAGCUGUACCUAAUCGAGAUUACGAGAGAAAGACGAGAUUAACGAGGAGAUACAGAAUCAAAACCGGUGUUCCGACCCUAAUCCUCUUGGAAGGUACAAGUGGCUCUGUGGUGACUCGUGGGGGUGUGGAGAGGGCAGUGGCCGAUCCUAGUGGCUCGAACUUUCCGUGGAGAGCUUCACAUCCAAAGUCGGCCCUAGAGGAUGGACCACUGAUGCCCUGUGGUGCUCGAGACAGCAAUGAACCGAUGUUACACGAGGAGCUGCGGCAUUGUGUGAAGGGGGUUUAUUUCAGCGCCCACUGGUGCCCACCCUGCAAAGCCUUCACUCCGCAGUUAGUAGACACUUACCAGCGAAUCCGGGAGAGAGGACACAACUUUGAAGUGAUUUUCGUCAGUUCUGACAGGAGUGAAGAGUCGUAUAACGUGCACACGGAGUCGAUGCCAUGGCUGCGGAUCCCCUUCAAUCAAGAGGAGAGACGGAAGAAACUGGCGAUUGCACUCGACGUUCAAGCGAUACCGACCCUCGUGAUCCUCGAUUCCAGGGACAAUAUUAUCACUCUGGAGGGGAGGGCCGAACUACUGGAGGAUCCAGAGGGGCUGAAUUUUCCCUGGACGAUCAGACUUGUCAACAUCCUCACGGAAAAAUAUGCCACCUCUCUUCACGAUGGCCCCGCUAUCAUUCUUUUUGUCGAGGGUGACGACUGUGAAGUGCAGUUUGGGGAGAGUGUUCUUCUGCCAGCAGCUGAGGCAUACAGAAGGGACAGGCCCGAUUACGACCCGAAUUAUGAUGAUCCUGAUGGGACACUUCAAUUUUUUGUCGCGCUGGAUGGGGAAACGUCCGAUAUAUUACGUGAAUUUGUCGGCUUGGACGAUGCAGUACCACUGCUAACUGCCAUAGACAUACCCCGAGGGGUUUACGCAGUGAUGGAGGAUGGUGCUGAAAUAACUGUCGACUCGGUUCAAUAUUUCAUCGAUGGAUUUAUAUCCGAAAAAUUGCCAACCAACAAGAUAGCUGCCAGCCAAAAAUCUAAAAGCGAUAAAGUUAAUGUCUGAGACUCACUGUCAUUCAAAUUCUUGUGUACAAAGUUCAUCUCCUCAAUGCAUUGCAUUCCCAUCGUAUCACUAGCUGAAUAAAUUGUAUAUUGUAUUUUCCCGAUGAACAGAGAAUUCUCGUGAUUCGGGGGUAUUUAAUAAAACAAUACAGAACUGUAAAACUA